UUUAUUGAGAAUUUGAAGUUUUGCAAUCAGGGAAGUUCCAAGUCGCUUGUGACGAAUCUGCAGUCGCGAAACAAAACUGCGCAACUCGCCUUACCAAAACAGUCGUAACUCGAGACGGGGAGUAAGAUAACAUAGGAGCAACUUGACAUGUAACACCACUUUAAUUCGUCAUCAUUGUCCCUACUCGCUACGAGGUUUUAACAAAAUGACUCAAGCUCCAAAAAGCGGCUCGGUCGUCGUCGCCGAUUGGCACCGAUGCAAAGACAGCAAAGAAUACUUCAGCAAGAUACUAUACAAGAAGAAACGCAAGCAUUUUGGUCUAUUGGAGUCCCCGGUAAUGCCGCCACACAUCCCUGUGGACACGGUACACUAUAAGGUCGUCCUGUCUGGCAAGAGUGGAGUGGGUAAAAGUACUCUCGCAGCACGCCUUGCUGGACAAACAAUACCCAGCAUGCACUACGAGACCACAGGCAUUGAGACGACAGUGGUUUACUGGCCAGUCAAGUUAAAAGAAAGUGGCAGAGUGCUCUUCUUCCGUUUCCAGUUGUGGGAUUGCGGAGAAAAUGCCUUGCGACGAUUCGACCAUCUGCUCCCAUCUUGUAAGGAGAAAGUGGAUGCCGUUCUCUUUCUUUUCUCCUUCACUGAUAGAACAUCUUUUGAUGAUCUUGCUAAUCAAAUUACAAAGUGGAAAGAAUCAUCUGGGGGCCCAGCUGUGACUUUGGUGGUCGGCACAAAAGAAGGACGUGAGAAACUUCCAGGAAACGUGGCAGCUAGCAGUGUUGCGCACAGGCAGCGAGGAGGUGGGCGACGGGCUGGAUGCCGCCGCACCUCUCCUCAACAGCCUGGCAGAGAAUCUAUGGAAUCAAGAUUGCAUUAUGGCUGGGCACCAGAUGCAGCAGCAGACAGAAAGUUCGAUUUUGGAAUAGUAGAAUUAUUAAAAAGUAGUUUUUUUCCCCCUGAAGAACACUCUUCCUUAAUAUAAUUUCUUUGCCACUUUCACAAUUAAAAUGAAUUUAAUGUUUUAUAUGAGAACAUACCAUUUUAUUACCAGCCAAUUUGAAUGUACAGUUCAUUAAAAUCAAACAUAUUUAACAGUGAAAAA
This is a messenger RNA of Syngnathus acus (greater pipefish), 1102 nucleotides long. RefSeq names its product ciliogenesis and planar polarity effector 2 (gene cplane2). Lineage: Eukaryota; Metazoa; Chordata; Actinopteri; Syngnathiformes; Syngnathidae. The transcript has 5 exons. The record is from RefSeq and is a predicted model, not a curated record. Gene Ontology annotation, molecular function: GTP binding; GTPase activity. Bases 206 to 982 code for a protein of 258 amino acids.